Messenger RNA from Miscanthus lutarioriparius, 1524 nucleotides. The record is from the annotation of a GenBank genome assembly. NCBI's taxonomy places the organism in Eukaryota, Viridiplantae, Streptophyta, Magnoliopsida, Poales, Poaceae.
AUGCGGUCGCCGGCGCUCCUGGCCGCCGCCCUCGUCGCGGCGGCGCUCCUCGCUGCCGGUGCCGGGGUCGCGGUCGCGGCGGCCGCGACGGAGGAGGCCUACGUCACGCUGCUGUACGGCGACGAGUUCGUGCUCGGCGUGCGCGUCCUGGGGAAGUCCCUCCGCGACACCGGCACGCGGCGCGACAUGGUCGUGCUCGUCUCCGACGGCGUCUCCGAGUACUCGCGGAAGCUCCUCCAGGCAGAUGGUUGGAUUGUGAAUCGUAUAACAUUACUGGCUAAUCCUAAUCAAGUUAGGCCGAAGAGGUUUUGGGGUGUCUACACCAAGCUAAAGAUAUUUAACAUGACAAGCUACAAAAAAGUUGUUUACCUUGAUGCAGAUACUAUAGUUGUGAAAAGUAUCGAGGAUCUUUUCAAGUGUGGCAAGUUUUGUGGAAACCUGAAGCAUUCUGAAAGAAUGAAUUCCGGUGUGAUGGUUGUUGAACCUUCUGCAACUCUUUUCAAUGAUAUGAUCAACAAAGUGGGUCAAUUGCCUUCUUACACUGGAGGGGACCAAGGUUUUCUAAAUUCAUAUUAUUCUGAUUUUGCCAACUCCCGUGUCUAUGAGCCAGACUCGCCUUUAACUCCUGAACCGGAGACACAACGCCUUUCUACCUUGUAUAAUGCUGAUGUUGGUCUUUACAUGCUAGCAAACAAGUGGAUGGUUGAUGAAAAGGAAUUAAGAAUCAUCCAUUACACGCUGGGUCCCCUAAAACCCUGGGACUGGUUCACAGCGUGGCUUGUAAAACCUGUUGAAACAUGGCAGACAAACAAGGAGUUGAUAAGUAUAAGAUCACUAUGUGCAUUUGCUAGAAGAGCUCGCCACAAAUACAAGUCUGAAGAGUCACUUCCAUCUUAUUCAGUGGUGGGUUCAUCGUCUGUAUUUGGUAUUUCAAACCAAAGGUUAUCAAAUGGACAUUCGAAGCUACCUUCUUAUUUUGAGGCAAUCGCGGUGCUAGUCUGCUUCAUGUCUGCUGGUUUCUCUCUUGCAUUUGCUUUCAUUAUCAUUCCACGGCAGGUUAUGCCAUGGACAGGUUUGCUACUGAUGCUUGAGUGGACCUUUGUGGCAUUCUUCUUAUUGUUUGGGAGUUAUCUCCGUUUUGUCUACCGGUGGGGAAGUAUCAGUGCAAACCAUGUGGGCUUUAGCAAUUCUGAUGCAUCAGAGAAUCAUAUGGGUCCAGGCCAUCAGCGAAAUAUGUCUGACUGCGACAUGGAUGCAACAUUUUACUGGAUAGGGAUGGCAACUAUAGCUACUAUUACUGUAUUGUUACCAACUAUCUUGGGCAUAACUGCAUUGUUCACAAAGCUAGGAUUAAUGGUCGCUGGUGGUAUUGUGCUUGCAUCUUUUAUGACAUACGCAGCGGAGCAUCUUGCAAUCUCAGCCUUCAACAAGGCACUCGCGUGCUGCGGGCAGCACGCCAUCGCAUUCUUUGGCAAGGUCCGGCAGGCAAGUGGCAAGUGGCAGCAGAUCACCGUGAGGCCGUGA